UACGUGCUCGCGAGGAUGUGCCUGAAUUCCUCAUCCAGAAGUCUCGUACGUCGCUCUUUGUCAUCGUAAUUCGAUCCCAGCUUCGUGAUCGAUCUCAGGUGACGGCAGAAAAGGACGAUCAAAUUCGCACUGCGAAUAGUAUUGACGUAUGUGACGCGUGAUAAUAAUGCUAUGAUCAGCAGAGGAGAAACGGUGAGAGGUAAAGAAGAAACGAUCAGCAUGAGAUGUUUCGAGAGCUUCUUCAAGCACACCUGGCGACCACAGCAGGUGCAUAAGAUGGAUUCGCCGUCAAGAUUUCAGCUGGCGACGAAGACAGCGGAGGUGCACCGGCACGCUGCCGGUGAAACCACGGAGAUGGGCGAGGUGAAGGUGACCGCGCCGAGCAGCAACGUCGCGACGUCGAUGCCGUCGACGACGCAUCCCAGUGGCAGCGACGCGAUGCCCUGCAAGAACGGCGGCUGCAAGGUCUGGAGGAACAGCCGAGUCAGAGGCAACGAGCCGCACCCCGAGAGUCCUUGGCAUUCGCUCAAAACUGUCUUCCUGAUCUCCGUGAUCGUGGCAUUCCUCCUCUGGAUCAUCAUCUACACCCUGCUGGACCAGUAUCGGAUCUUGUGAUCGGGAUCAUCCUCGCUUUACAAAUCCUGCUGUGUCCUCGCGAUUGCAAAUCGGCGAUGAAUUCUGCGGCCUCGUGAUUUAUGGGUGAUUUAUCAGAGCUUGAUGGCGAUCUCGCUGGUGUUGAGAUCGCGAUUUAUGAUCGGAUCCAUAUGACUUCGUGUUCUCCAUUAUAAUCGCUAGUUUGCGGUUCUGUGACUUCCCAAGUAAACCACAUAGUAAGAACGAUUUUACUGAGGUAUCUAAAUAUUUAGUUACUCUCUAAAACUUUUGGAGCAAACCUC
Messenger RNA from Acromyrmex echinatior (Panamanian leafcutter ant), 896 nucleotides. RefSeq lists its product as hypothetical. The record is from RefSeq and is a predicted model, not a curated record. Lineage: Eukaryota; Metazoa; Arthropoda; Insecta; Hymenoptera; Formicidae.